Messenger RNA from Rhincodon typus (whale shark), 2184 nucleotides. Its product is annotated as transforming acidic coiled-coil-containing protein 2-like. The transcript has 9 exons. Lineage: Eukaryota; Metazoa; Chordata; Chondrichthyes; Orectolobiformes; Rhincodontidae. Gene Ontology annotation, biological process: cerebral cortex development; mitotic spindle organization; cell population proliferation. The record is from RefSeq and is a predicted model, not a curated record. Gene Ontology annotation, cellular component: cytoplasm. Bases 1 to 2184 code for a protein of 727 amino acids.
AUGGCGGCAUUUUUUCCUGAUGAUAAUCAGAUUGUCGCUACCCCUGAAACCUCGCUCCAAGAAACUGAUUGUUUCAGACCUCUCACUGAGUCAACUUCAAUUGUCUUUGAUGAAGAUAAACCAAUAGCCAGCAGUGGAGCUUAUAAAAUUGAUUUUGAUAGUCUUGAUGUUUUGGAUUCUUUCCAACCUCACUCGCCUUUGGAUCCAAGCUCACCUGUGAAGUCAGAAGGUUCCAAGGUUUGUGGACAGGCUUGUGCGAAGUCUGUGUACACGACAGGCGGUACCAGUUCACCACCACCACAAUCUCCACCAUUCACACGGAGACCUGAUGGAAUUAGUGAUGUUGGUCGCACAGACCAUGGAGAUAAAGCUUUGCAGGCAGAAGCCUUUAGCAUAGCCUCAGAUAAUGCUCACAGUGUUAGGAAAAAGAAACCUAGACCGCUCUCUUUAAAAAGAAAGACCAGAUCAGAGAAACCAGCAGAGACUCAAGCAGAUAAACCAACAGAGGCCCCAACAGCAACAGAAACGCAAGCAAGGCCAACAGUACCUGACACUAAUAAAGACGUCACUACAUCUCAAUCAUCUGGCAACAGUUUACAAAGUGCAGUAAACCAACAGGAUUCUCCCAUUCCUCAUCAAGCUUCCUGCAGCUUUGCAGAUAAUCUUUCUGAGCGUAACCCAUUUGCUAGUGGAGAUAAACAACAAAGUUUACCAGUAGCACAGAGUGAAAGUGAGACUUUUACUGUAGCUUUAAAAGAACCUGAAUCGGAGUCUGGAACAAUUUCAGAUACUCCAGCCGUGGGCCAUGCAGUGAGGCUGGAAUUUGAUUACUCUGAGGAUAAAGACAGUUUUGAAACUGAACAAGAUAAACAGGCUGUUCCUAAGAAAUUUGGCAAAAAAUCUGGUGGAAAGAUGCCACUUAGAAAGCCAAAGAUAGGAAUCAAGAAGGUUCCUACUGUUGAAAAGGUAGACAAUGCUCUUGCUGCUUCAGCUCAUUCAACUGCUGAUCCUGAUGAUAUCCCUAUUCCAAAGACAACAUAUUCAUUUGACCCUUCCAAAUGGGAUGACCCUAAUUUCAACCCAUUUAGCAGUAAUGUACAGGUUCCAAAUUCUCCCAAGUUGCCUCAUGCUUCAUUCAAUUUUGAAACGGACAACUGUGAUAACUCUGUGGACCCAUUUAAAUCUUCUACAAAAAUCUCAGGAUCCCCUUCCCAUUCACCUGCUUCAUUUGAGGUGAAUGAUGACACCGGUACAAGUGAGGGGGAUGUUAAUAAUAAAUCAUCGAAGAAGAAGAGGCUACCUUUAAAAACAAACACUUUCAGGGUGAAGAAAUCCCCAAAGCGCACCUCGCUAUCUGAAACAUCCUCACAGGAAUCAACCCCACUUACUACUCCUGAGACCCAGCAAGUAAUUGGCACAGUGGAACAUGCCACUGAUGAAGAGAAACUGGCGUCUUCCGUGACAAAUCAGAAAUGGUCUUACUCUGGAAUACAAACUGAAUUGGAAGAAGAUAAAGCUGAUUAUCCUCAGCCUUCAGAUCUUUCAGCAUUUGUGAAUGAGAAUUCUGAAUUUGUAAAUGAGAACUAUUCUUCAACGGUCCUGGGAUAUGAACACUCACUGGACAUAGAAUACAUGGAAAAACUUGGUUCAUCAUCACCUCAACAUGAAACAAAUACAAAGAAACAGUCCAUGUACUUAAAGAUUGAUUCUCUGAAAGACAGUCCAAUAAAAUGCCCUCCUGUCAGGUUAUCCGAUUCAACUACUCCUUGUUCAGGCUCAAGUUUAGAUGAAGCAGAUGAUGCAAAUAAACUUUCCAUCGCACGACCCUUGGCUCCUAGCCAAGAGGCACAUUUACAGUCACCUGACAAAGUGAAAGACAAAGAUUCCCUGAACUCCUCUCCAGUAAAAUCAGACCUGGCAACUCCUGAGGAACCUGUUGCCUCUGCAGAUGCCUUGUUAAGUAGGAUUAUAGGACACACAGAUGAUGAGCUUGACUAUCUGCAGCCUGACACAGCUGAAAAGAACCCUUCGGCAUUUGCGUACAAGUUACAGGAAGAGCUAGUGUAUGCAGCCAUGAGGAUAGAAGCACUGCAGCUAGCCAAAGAGCUUUCCAACUCUCCCAGCAGCUCCUUAGAUUAUGAGGUAUCCCGUACUGCCUGGAGUGUUGUGUUUGUAGUGCACUGA